AGCGACGGCAAGUUGCGGUGUCCCACGACCAGAAAGCAGGGGAAUACUCCUGCGUUUCUUCAACGCAAUUUCUUCUCUAUAUCUGGUCAUCGGUCGUCGAACAAAUCACCCGCAGAAUAGCGGAGUCUUAGCGAGAGGGAGAGGAAAAAGGAAAAAAGAGAGCGGAACGAAAGAUGCAGAUAUUCGUGAAGACGCUGACCGGGAAGACGAUAACGCUCGAGGUCGAGAGCAGCGACACCAUCGACAAUGUCAAAACCAAGAUCCAGGACAAGGAGGGGAUACCCCCAGAUCAGCAAAGGUUGAUUUUUGCUGGGAAACAGUUGGAAGAUGGUCGAACCCUAGCUGAUUACAAUAUUCAAAAAGAGUCAACUCUUCACCUGGUUUUGAGGCUUAGGGGUGGAACGAUGAUUAAGGUGAAGACCCUUACCGGAAAGGAAAUUGAAAUUGACAUUGAACCAACUGACACCAUUGAUAGGAUCAAGGAAAGGGUUGAGGAGAAAGAAGGCAUUCCACCUGUCCAACAAAGUUGGAUGGCAGGGUCCAGGAUUUCGGUUUGCAAACUCUACUGGAAGUCUUAUGCAUUUGAACUCUUGAGCCAUGUGAUGUGUACAAAGGGAUGGCAGAAAAUGUCCCAGUUCAUACUCUUUUCAUUAUGAGGAUGCUAUGGCUUGGUCUUCUUCUUCUUCUAUUUAGAAAGGCUGAUAUAUGCAGGCAAGCAGCUAGCUGAUGAUAAAACUGCUAAGGACUACAACAUUGAGGGUGGUUCUGUCCUCCACCUCGUUCUUGCUCUGAGGGGUGGUUGCUGGUAGUACUGGCUUCUAUGUAAACCAUUUAGUGAGAAGCCAACCAUAUAUUUUGGCAAUCUGUUGCAAGAGAUUCUUGAGACUAAAUGUCUGAUGCUUUCUGUCAAAAGACACUAGUUAUUGUAAAUGUUUGCUUGAAAUAACAAGGAAAACGCUUCUACCGUA
Messenger RNA from Elaeis guineensis (African oil palm), 968 nucleotides. Its product is annotated as ubiquitin-NEDD8-like protein RUB2. Lineage: Eukaryota; Viridiplantae; Streptophyta; Magnoliopsida; Arecales; Arecaceae. Gene Ontology annotation, molecular function: protein binding. The record is from RefSeq and is a predicted model, not a curated record.